This is a messenger RNA of Pseudo-nitzschia multistriata, 4040 nucleotides long. Lineage: Eukaryota; Bacillariophyta; Bacillariophyceae; Bacillariales; Bacillariaceae. The record is from the annotation of a GenBank genome assembly.
CGUUAUACCGGUAGGAACAACGACGAAGACAGAACUAUAGAAAUACCGCGUUCAUUGGUGUUAUUGAAAAACUGAUAGCUCGAAGGCGAGAUUUCCAACAAGGUGGGAGAAGGGGCCGAAGGCUAGGCUAAUUUACAGCGCAACAGAACACCAAACAGUGCCAUCAUGAGUCGAGAUUUCAAUCCAUUCGAUGACGACUAUCAGGAUGACAACUUUCAAGAUCGGCCCGUUGGUGAUAGCCAGGACCCACCAAUUGACACCACGGCAUCGUUCAACCGAGGGGACGAACUAGGGCAGAAUUAUACCAAAACACGCCAAGGAAGAUCGGCCCCUCUCUUAUUCUCGAAUCCGUUUGUAGACCAAGUAGGUUCGGACAGUGGUCUUGGCCUUGGUCCUACUGCUACCGAAAAAUAUUUAGAGGACUCUUUCGACCGCGCACCCAUACUCUCUCCUGACGCAAUUGCGUCUUCGCCGUCUUACAAGUCUCCGAAACGAAAUUAUAACGAAGCAGGAACGAUCGCCCAUAGUGAAAUGUCUCCUUUGUUACCAGACGAUUUAUCCCGGGGGUAUCAAAGUAGCUCGCCUUCCCUUAGGUCUGGACGGUCCCGUCGUCGCAAGAUAACGGUGCCUUCCAGAAUUUUCACGGGGCAUACUUCAGAGCCAUCGCCGUACGCACACCGACGAAGAUUAUCUUUAUCGUCGGCCGAAAGUAGAAGAUCAGGGAACUUCAAACGUCACCGCGGGGGCCACCAGAAAUCAGAUGUGGUGAUGAACGAACUCGCACACAGUGACGAUCACGAGCACCCAGAACAAGUUCAAAUGGAAUACAAGUACAUUUUGCUCGAAGAUCUCGGAACAGCCGCCUCGUGGGUAAUCUUGGUAUUGCCCUACGCCACGUUUUUCUUCAGCAUACUCCUGCUGUAUUUGAUCUCAGUUCCAGUCGCGGCUAUGGGAUCGACGGUAACGGCAUUGAGGAUUUCUUGCUUCUUGGUUACCUUUUCGUUUAUUGUCUUCUGGAUACGAAAAAUGGAGAUGGUUCAAUUGUGCAUCGGAGGUUUUUGCAAAAGGCUUCGAUGCCUUUAUUCUCUGGUUUGCAGAAACCUAUUCAGGGACGAUGAGAAAGGAGAUGAAAUAGAUGGCAAUACCGACGAAACAUACUGGUGGGAAAAUCCAUGGGUUUUGUUUCCGGAAAGAUACUAUGUUCUACCUCUCUUAGUAUCGUCCCUAUUGGUUCUAGAACCAAUCCUUGUGGUGAUCUACUUCUAUCCGGCCCUUGGGACCCCCACCUUGUAUUCAAUAGCUCAUGCCUCUUCUGAGGUUGGGAUACAAGCCUGCGCCUUUAUCUAUUUAUGCUUAAUACAAGGUUUCCGAUACCACACAGGGGAACGAUCGAAGCGAAGAGCAGAACUUCAAAGGAAAGCCUUGCAACUCCGUAGAGCUGUCAAGUUCGUUGACGAAUGCAAGGACGAGCACAAGAGUUUUAUUGACAGUCCAAAGGUUGUGCAAAAUUAUUACGACGAAUUUGGAGACAUAGACGGGAGUGCCUUCACGGGACACUUGCGCCUACCCAACGAUCCUUGUGCCGAUGGGUGGGCAGAUUUCCUGUUGCCCAAGACUUUCCUUUUGGCAAUAGGGGUCUUGUCGGCAUCAAUGGUAUCAUUCAGCAUGGCACCACCAGGUGGGGACAAAGGUUUCCGAACCUUAUUCGUUUUCGGCUCGAUAAUAUACGCGAUGACGCUCUCCGCUUGGACCCUCUUGACAAUUGCUGCACUCUAUACAACGGGACAAAAAUUGAAACGUGAACCUUUUCUUGGUACUCGUCCUGCCCAGCUUGCGUACCGAAUAUUGUUUGCUCAUUCUGGACUUGCUAUCAUUGGCCUCUGUAUAGCUUCCAUGCAAUACAUCAAUCAGAUUAAAAUGGCCUUGAAGAACGAAACUAUUUCCACGAUCAUAGAGCAGGAGAACAGGUCUGUCGUCUAUCUCGAAGACAUUUCCUUUCCGGGUAUGUUCGGGAGACUUAUUUGCUUAACUGCACAAGUUGUAAUCACAGCUUUUAUUUUUCUUCCUCCACACACAAUGGAUUUUGAAGAGGAUUUCGACGACGACAAAAAUGAACUAACAGAACUUCAGAUAUUGAGCAAAAAAAGGAGAGACAAACGCUUGGUUGUUCAUUUGGCAAAAGAAUCCAAGACCUGGCGCAUUUUUCCGUGCCCGAUCCAGAAUCUAGAUGAGUCAAACUCCCUCUUUCAGGACGACAUGUUUCAACUGUACAAAGACUUUCAUACCGACCGAGAUACCCACCAACGAGGACUGGUUUCGAUUGGACCAUAUACUCCAGUGUUCUGUGCCGAAUUGGCAUGUUGGCUGAACGAAGCCUCUUGGCAAGCAUACAAUUCUCCUGUAGAAUCAACGGAAAGAAAAGACUUUGGGAAUAUCUUUGACAAGGAAGAUUUCGUGGGUUGGAUGAGACUUGAUUUGAUUGGGCUGCAAUUGGAGGGUUACGUAUACGACGAACGGACAAGUACACAAGCCUACAUCGCAACAAAUAGUGCUCCACAAGUUGACGGAGAAGAAGACAGUAUCAUCGUAGUCGCGUUUCGUGGAACAUCCGACGUAGCGAACGUGAAAACAGAUUUUAGGUUCAGGCAGGUACGUAAGGUUUGCAAAUUGGCUUUUUAACCCUAGCAAAGCUUUGUCGACUUUCUCUUGAAUCAUGAACUGCAAUAAUGCUUUUGUGACUAUUGACAGUAAUGUACUGACAAUAAAUGCGAUAAUGACCACUCGUUUGAAAACAAAAGGUACCCCUGCACGACCAAAUCACAGGUAUCGGAGAAAGCUCGUUUCGCGUGUUUCCUGAUCGAGUCGAGAUUAGUGAUGCCGACGGAUGGAUAUGGGAUACCAAGACCACAAAAAAAAAUAAUGAUGGGGAGUACGUCAAAUGUGUCGACUGUUGGACAGAGGCUGCACCGCCAUGCACACCUACUCACACUGCUAGUACACCAAAAGCAGGUGGUAGAAACAGAACCUAUUCUGUUGGUGGCUUCGAUGGAGUUGUCUCGAAGGAUACUGUAGAUAUUUUGAAGGGGGCUCCCCUUGCACGUAACAGUUUCCCUAUGGUCCACGAGGGCUUCCAGGAUGCUUACAGUGAGAUCCGACAGCAACUGUUCGAACUCCUGUUGCCGGUCCUCCAACGUCAACUGGCUAAAUCGACCGAAUCCUCGACCCGAGCAGCUGGAAAGGAACCUCUGGCUCUCCCUAAAAUUUAUUGUACAGGUCACAGUUUGGGAGGAUCAUUAGCUCAACUGUUUGCUUUGGAUCUAGCGGCAAAUUGCGAGCUUGUUUUGCCGCACCGCCAAUCGCAGUCUCGAUCUUCCCCUUCACCAACACAAAACAAAUUAAGAGAACAAGCUGGAUUCUUCCCAACACUUACUGCGGUGACCGGACUACCGCCGAAAGAUCUACGGUUGCAACCAGCCGUCGGCGUUUAUACCUACGGCCAGCCUCGCGUGGGUAACAAAGCGUUUUCCCGGCUCUAUAAACAGCGAGUCCCCCAUUCCUUCCGGGUAGUGAAUGAGGGCGACGCUAUAACCACGAUUCCAAACUACUUGUGGUGCGGUGGCCUGUACAAACACGCUGGUCUCGAGGUUAUUCUGGACGCGGGCAUGACGGGAAACGUUUUGGUGGGACCGACGGUUGUGGAGACCCUCUUCAGGUUUCACAAGGUCCGAACAAACGUCAUGGCGCACCAGAUGCAGCGCUAUCGGGAGUGCCUGGAGUGCAUCUUCGACCCGAGUGAACUUUUAGAAUACUAUCGCGACCACAACGUUGCCUACGAAGAAUUGCGCGAUGUUUCGGGCGGCAACGACGAAAAACGAAAGCAAGAGGAACGCCGUCAAACAAAGGAAAAUCGCCCGAUGGACGGAUUAGAUUGGAACUUGGACAGCCAUAGGAAGGAAACAGGCGUGGUCGAAACAGAUGAAUUGAAUUGGUACAGCUAGAUCUAACAAUGAAUUCCAACAGAAGAAAGAAUCGCAAUUUGC